AUGCCAGCCCCCACCUUCCCUCCCGAAAUCAUCGCCUCCGUCGUCAAAAACGUGGACGACCGCCCCACGCUCGAGCUCUGCGCGCUUGCAGCGUCCGUCUUCCUCGAGCCUAGUCAACGGCAGCUCUAUGGUCUGCUGAAGCUCAGAUACGACAAGGACCCACAAGAGGCCGCCCGCGGUAGUGAUCCAGAGUAUCGCACCUACGCCGCCGCCGCCGCGCACUUUGAAGCCUUCCCCCAUCUUGCCAAAUAUGUGUCCUCGAUCCACGUCGUCCUCGGCGCGAUCCGCCCUGUGGCGCUCCCGGCCGUCGGCGCGAUGUUCCUCCGUCUGCAACACGUGCGCUACUGCGAGCUCCACGGCAGCGGCCAACCCGUCGAUUGGCUCUUGGAAUGGCCCAUCGUCGUCGCCUGGCUGUCGACGCAGACGGGGCUCAAGCAUCUCGCGGUCUACAAUGUAUCCAAAAUUCCCAGAGUCGCCUUGCGCGCCAUGCUCAAUGCAGCCCUGUCGUUGGAACUGUCAUUCGGUGCAGAGGUGGGCCACCCCGAGAGGGAUGCGAAUUAUCACCCUGCACCUCCGUCCUCCAAAAGUAGUGUUCUGCGUCGCCUCAAUGUCUUGACCUGUGAAACGUUCGAGACGCUGGCCCGCAGCCGCGAGUUUGCUGGCUACUUCAAGUCCCUCACGGCUCUCACCAUGACGGCCGAUCGCGAGAACCGGCUAUGCUUCGCGGCAGCAGACAGUCUACAAGAACUCUCUCUAAGCUUUCCUCAGGCUCCUGAGUCUGCAUCCUUAUCCUCUUCCGCCUCAGACUCAACCUUGGACGCAUCAGAAUUACCGAACGACUCGGACCUUGCUACUAGCAUCCGACUGCCAGGGUCUCUUCCUUUGCUCCGGAAUCUCCGCCUCAUGAUCGACGAUUUCAGCGGGCCACAGGACGGGCCAUAUCUGCCUCUCACCCUGCUCUCCGCUCUUGUAGGAGCAGCGCCGCGUCUUGGACGAGUCACCCUCCAACUGUGCGACAUCCCCCUCUCACUCCUUGCCGAUAUCAGCAGCGCAUCUCCUGCCACAAGGUCCGGAAUAUUUACUUCGGCUGUCGGUCAGGCCCUCGAUGAACUCCUGCUACCCAUUGGUGCUGUCGUCUGGACCCCAGGCGACUUCUAUCCUGACACCUCAGAUACGGACCCGAUUAGCUCCUUCGCGUACGCGCAGCUAAUCGACAUAACCGUCGCCGGGCUGAAAAGCUCGUUGCCGAGAACGGACGCGGGAGGGAGGUUGUCGAUGGAGGCAUAG
Molecule: messenger RNA, 1287 nt
Organism: Mycena indigotica
Lineage: Eukaryota; Fungi; Basidiomycota; Agaricomycetes; Agaricales; Mycenaceae
Exons: 1
Coding region: 1-1287 (428 amino acids)
Source: RefSeq, a predicted model, not a curated record